AUGGAGGCAACAAAACAAGAAAUGGAUGAGGCAUCUGCGCUGAUUGCGUGGGGACGACAAGUUCUUGUGAACAGGCGCCUGCAGAAGCAGCGGGAACGGAUGCAGCGUGAGAUGUCACACGAUAGCGACGCGGUGCAACAUUUGAACGCCAUCGGAGCCCGUCAUUCGGCCAUGUCCGAGGCGUCCUCAGCGUGCGACCGGGACGGAGUCGUCUCACCGCACAGGCAUGAGAAAUCGAUGGCAAAAGAAAACCGAGUGCAACAGCCGCUGGAGCGCCACGUGGGCCACGACGGUGUGGCGUCAAAGCGCAUUGAGUCUCAUCCGCGGGCCUCCAUUUUUAGGCAAGAUGCAGUGGAGGCGUCGCAACUCCAGCGACGGGUUGAGGUGGCCAAACAGACUCUACAGGAACUGAGCGAACUCGAUGUCCACAAUGAUAAGGUGUUUUGGCAGCACAUGCAGGAAUUGCAGAGUAUGCUUGAGCAGGUCGAGUUGCAGAAAGAGCCGCUCCGCCAUGUCACCAGACUUUCCUUUGGAAAAAAUGCUGUGAGGGAGUCCACGUGUGGUUCAGCAACAACGGCCUCAACACCGCGACAGAAAAAUGGGCACGAACAGAAAUUGAGUCGCAAAGAACAGCUGGAAGAACUCUGGUCUCUCCAGAAGGCCCUGCUGAAGAGUCUGCAAGAUGAAAAGUUUGGCGGCGUUGCAGUGGCCUCAUUGGCAACCUGUGCAAGUGACGUGCCAAAUUGGGACGAUCGCCUCUGGUGUGUGCUCCGCCAGGCGAUUCAUGACUGGAAACUACGGCUGGUGCCAUCCCUUCACCAUUUUCUGAAUCUCGUGCAGGAGCUGCCGAUGCUUCAGCAAGAAGAAGAUAAAAAAAUAGGCCUUAGGAGACCCUUGCCCCAAUCCAGUGAACAUGCUGUCGCCAUGGAGGCCUCCAUUAUCCCCCUCACGAGUCAAGUGAUGCUACCGGAGGAAAAGAACUACCCCGCACUGGAAUGUUUGGAUAAACUGCCAUUGCAGGAGGCAAUUGGUGUUGUUAUCGACGUACUUGCAAGGGCGGGAAUGGAGACGGAGACGUCACUUGCAUCUAUCAUCAAACUAUCGGAUGAGAAGGACGUGCAGCUUUUCAACCUCCUUGAGGAGGCGGAAGGGCAGUUGAAACAACAGGAGGAUAUGUUGGAGCAGGCGCAAGAAUUGAUUGGGACGCUGCAACGUGAAAAGAUGUCACUUGAGGAAGACGGGGCUGCUCUCCAUGACGCCGUCGAGGUGUUGCAGGAAAAAGUUGUCUCUCUAAGAGCACAGCAUGAGGAAAGGCAACGAGAAGAAACGGAAGUGGCGGCGGAGUUGCAGAAACAUAAAGCCCGUUUGUAUGAACUGAAGCAGUGCCUGGAGCGAGAGGCGUCCCUGAGGAAUGAUGCCGUGAAGAGGACGGAAGAAGCGAAGCGGUCGGCGGAGGACGCGGCACGGCAAACAACACUCCUCCAGGACGAACUACAGCGCGAAAAGGAGCGACAAAAGAGCGUGGAGGAGGAGGUUCUGCAACUUCAGCGUCUUCUCCGCGUGGCGAAGGAGGAAGAAGAAGAUGCGACAACUCGAAGAAAAUGGCAAAGCGACGAGCUCCGUGUGGCGCAAUCCGCCUUACAAAAAUCCAAGGAAGCGUUCCUGCGGCAAAAACAACAACAUGAGGCGGAACAGAAAACAUUUGUAUCUCUUCGUUGCAGUGAACAGGAGGUUUUGGGCCAGAUAACGACAGAGGAAGAGGCCUGCAAGGAAUGUGCCAAGGAACUUGGAACGCAGCGGGGUAUAGAAGCUGCCAUGCGUGAGGAACUUGCAACACUCCACGCGGAGUUAUUAGAGGCACAGAAAGAGAAGGCAGCGGUGCAGCGAUCACUUCAAAUCAUGAAUGAAAAGUUGGAGGCGGCAAAAACGGCUUUGUUGCGCGAUGAAGAGAUGCCUGGUACAAUAAAAGAGACUCCUCCUCCUGCUACUGCUGCUACUACUACUCUCGUUUCAUCAUCCGCGUCAUUAUCAUCCCCGCAACGAAACCUCGUGGAGGUGUUGCAUCCAAAAUCAAGCAACUCCAAGAAUGACAAGAGCCCUGCUCCACUACAUGUUCAAUUGAACAAAUCGCCUGAUUCAAAGGUUGCAUCAUUGAGGCAUAAGAAGAUGUCUCAAUUAUCGAAACAGGAAAAUCAACAUGGAACGACAAUGACUCCGGUGCAGCCCCACAGUAAUGCGGCGGAAGUAACGAUUACACCAAAAGGCUUACAGCGUCAACAAGAGGAAGUACGUCUGGAACAGUCACAUCUUCAUGUGGGAAACCUUCAGCGGAAACAAGAAGAAAAACAACAACAACAAAAAGAUGAUGAUGGUGAUCAUGAUGAGGUUGUGCCUUCAGCAACGGCCCGCUCAAGGAACCCGUCGUUGCUCUCUCCCGGUGUUGGCAGUGGACAGUUCGUUCCGCUCGUUGUGUCGCUGCCUUCACGUCAAUCUGGGCCGUCGCGACCUGCAAACACCUCUGGCCAAUAG
Trypanosoma cruzi is the source of this 2529-nucleotide messenger RNA. RefSeq lists its product as uncharacterized. NCBI's taxonomy places the organism in Eukaryota, Euglenozoa, Kinetoplastea, Trypanosomatida, Trypanosomatidae. The record is from RefSeq and is a predicted model, not a curated record. The coding region runs from base 1 to 2529 and encodes 842 amino acids. The transcript has a single exon.